UCUUUCCUUUUCCGAUCCCUCUUCCUACACUCUUUCUCUCUCUAGAUCCCCCAUUUUUUUGGUACUCUCAACAGACGAUAUAGAGAGAGAAUAGAGAUACAGCAAUGUCCGACGCCCUAAUUAACGGACUCGCCGGCGCCGGUGGCGGAAUCAUCGCUCAACUCAUCACUUAUCCUCUCCAAACCGUAAAUACGCGUCAACAAACCGAUAGAGAUCCGAAGAAACAGAAGAAAAAAGCGGGGACUGUUGAACAGAUGUACCAGGUUGUUCAGCAAGAAGGAUGGAGUCGAUUAUACGGUGGCUUGACGCCGUCACUGGUUGGGACUGCUUGUUCGCAGGGUGUUUACUAUUAUUUCUAUCAAAUAUUCAGGAGCAAGGCUGAAGCAGCUGCACUUAAACUUAAGAAGGAAGGAUCUGGAGAUGGAUCAGUCGGUAUGCUUUCAUCACUCAUGGUGGCUGCUAUGUCUGGGUGUGUCAAUGUGCUGCUGACAAAUCCUAUAUGGGUAGUUGUGACCCGUAUGCAGACCCACACAAAGAAAUCUCCAUCCGACGAGGUUCCGUCUAUUGUUAAAGAACAUGCGAUUGUCGGUGGCGUAGAACCACCUCCAUACGCAACUAGUAAUGCGGUUCAAGAAGUCUUCAACGAAGCUGGAAUCUUGGGAUUCUGGAAAGGCGUGUUCCCGACACUGAUUAUGGUCAGCAAUCCUUCCAUACAGUUCAUGCUGUAUGAGACCUUACUAAAGAAGCUGAAGCAGCGACGUGCUUCCAAAAAUAGUAACAAAGGCGUAACCGCUUUAGAGGUAUUUUUGCUCGGGGCGUUGGCAAAACUUGGGGCUACAGUUGUAACUUAUCCUCUUUUAGUUGUAAAGUCUAGACUUCAAGCAAAACAAGCAGUCGGGGUAGACAAAAGUCAUCAUUAUAAAGGCACGUUGGAUGCAAUUCUAAAGAUGAUACACUAUGAAGGUCUCCAUGGCUUCUACAAAGGGAUGAGCACAAAGAUCGUUCAAAGUGUUCUUGCGGCAGCGGUUUUGUUCAUGGUGAAGGAAGAACUUGUGAACGGAGCUCGGUGGUUGCUACUGAAGGAUGCAGCUAACGUCGUUAAGUCUAAGCCGACAUAACUUGUGUCAAAAUUAUAGGUAUAUGCAGCUUUGGAAAAAUGGGUUUAUUGAAAGAAAUAGUAACCAAUUAGUGAUCAUUGUUAUGUUUGAAGUUAUAUGGUGUAUUGUGUUAGUGGAUAAGGUAUAAGACAUUGAAAGGUGUUGGUUUAUUUAUGUAUAAACUAUUAAACUGUCAUGAUAUUGUGAGGAGAAUCUUGUAGCAGCCUCAUGUUUCUUAUCCUUAUGAUUUUUUGUCCA
Molecule: messenger RNA, 1355 nt
Organism: Helianthus annuus (common sunflower)
Lineage: Eukaryota; Viridiplantae; Streptophyta; Magnoliopsida; Asterales; Asteraceae
Product: peroxisomal nicotinamide adenine dinucleotide carrier
Exons: 11
Coding region: 105-1118 (337 amino acids)
Biological process (GO): nucleotide transport; transmembrane transport
Source: RefSeq, a predicted model, not a curated record